Molecule: messenger RNA, 1143 nt
Organism: Eruca vesicaria subsp. sativa (arugula)
Lineage: Eukaryota; Viridiplantae; Streptophyta; Magnoliopsida; Brassicales; Brassicaceae
Source: the annotation of a GenBank genome assembly
AUGAAGCUAUGGAAACGAGCUUCCGGUGCUCUCAAAGACCGGAAAAGCUUGUUCUCCAUCAGCUUCUCCCGGAGAACCUCCUUCCGUAACCCUGACCUUGACUCCGCCAUCAUCCACGCUACCUCUCACGACGACUCAUCCGUCGACUACCACAACGCUCACCGUGUCUACAAAUGGAUCCGCUCCUCUCCAGCAAACCUCAAGCCUCUUGUCCACUCCCUUUCCUCGCGUGUUAACCGGACAAGAAGCUGGAUCGUUGCCUUGAAAGCCCUGAUGCUCGUCCACGGUGUCCUCUGCUGCAAAGUCCCUUCCCUUCAAGAGAUUCGUCGUCUCCCUUUCGACCUCUCUGACUUCUCGGACGGUCACUCACGUCCCAGCAAGACUUGGGGCUUCAACGCUUUGAUACGAGCCUACUUCUCGUUUCUUGACCAGUACUCUUUCUUUUUAUCCGACCAGAUACGUUGUCGGAAUAGGAAACCUCAGGUAGAUUCUGUUAACCAAGAGCUCGAGAGCAUCGAGAAGCUUCAGUCUCUUCUCCACACGCUUCUACAGAUACGUCCAAUGGCUGAUAACAUGAAGAAGACGCUUAUUCUUGAAGCCAUGGACUGUGUAGUGAUCGAGAUCUUCGACAUUUAUGGUAGAAUCUGCAGCGGUAUAGCCAAGCUUUUGAUUAAGAUCAGUCCAUCUGCUGGAAAAGCAGAAGCUGUGUUGGCUCUUAAGAUUAUAAAGAAGGCUACAUCUCAAGGAGAAGACCUAGCUCUCUACUUUGAGUUCUGUAAAGAGUUUGGGGUCUCAAAUGCUCAUGAAGUCCCAAAGUUUGUCAAAAUCCCGCAAGAAAACAUUGAAGCAAUGGAGAAAGCCAUUAAAGGAGUGGAAGAGAAAGAGGAGACAAUGGAGGAUGAAGAGGAGGCAGUGGUAGUGGAAGAAAAGAGUAUCAUAUUAGCUGAUGAGAGGCCAGAGUUUCAGACCAUCAUAACCGAUAAAUGGGAGGUUUUUGAAGACGAUUAUUGUUUCACAUGUAAAGAUGUUAAAGAAAAUGAUCAACAUAGAGACUAUAACGUGGAUCCUAGUCCGCUGCCUCUUAUAGUUAUUGAUGAGCCAGUUUACUUGACUCACACGUUACCUGAUUUGAUUACCUUCUAA